AUGGCACGCGUCGACCCUUAUGCCGAUAUUGAAGAGGGAGAGAUCAUCGAGUCGCCCAAGGAGAUUCCGCAACAGCCAAGAGCCGACUCGACAUGGAGAAGAAGUGACAGACGGAUGAGUCCUGCACGAGAGGCAAAGCUACGAGCUGAGCCCUACCCUCCCUCUUAUACGAGAUCUCGAUCUCCGGGACCGGUACCCGAUCCAAAGGGCCAGGAACCUGAAAAUACUCCACAAACUGCACAGGAGUUGAAGAUCCAGCUGGAUCAGUUUAUUUUCAAAUGGAAUCAGAAGCAAAAGACAGCGAAGGAAAUCCCCAUGCGCGCAGACGGGUAUGCACGCGCCGUUGCGCGCCUUGAAAAGUUUCCCGUCUGGAGAAAGGUUGGAAACGGGACACUUGAGGACCCUGAGAUCUCGUGGAUAUCAGAACCUGACGACUCACCCCGAGGGCGAGUAGCUGGUAUCGAGAAGACAUGCCGCCAGGCAUGCUACAAGAUGGGAACAAGGAGGCUUUGGAUCCGCAAAUACGACCAUGGGACAACACGUACAAUCACCCGAACCGCAUAUGGACGGAUCCAAAAAACGAUCUCUGAAGACGAUCCACACAUCACCGUGUACAUGGGCGACAGCCUUCAUUACCUGUAUGAAGGCCAUGUCUACUGCUCUUACGACGACACGCGUCCCAAUAUUCCAUCUGGAUUGGCCAAGCCCGAGCAACGACGCUUCGCGAAGGACGGGAACACCGAUCCGAUCCCUGUUCUGAAUCGAACAGACCUUCGACAGAAGGCCUAUGAUACAGGUCUUCUGCGAGAUCCAUGGCGUAUGUCCACUACCUAUAAUAACAAAUAUACCCCUGAUGUGAGAGCCGUUGCUAACAAUGCCGCCCAUUCAGAUAAGUACGAUUCCUCUGCAGUCGCCUCUAACAGCAGGGGUUCAUGGCGACGACACACCUCGACCAACCAAACCAAUGCUGCUACUAGAGACUCAUGGCGCCGACCCAAUAAUGAACCUUCACUCAUUGAGAAACUGUGGGCAUAA
Aspergillus versicolor CBS 583.65 is the source of this 1035-nucleotide messenger RNA. RefSeq lists its product as uncharacterized. The coding region runs from base 1 to 1035 and encodes 344 amino acids. The transcript has 3 exons. Lineage: Eukaryota; Fungi; Ascomycota; Eurotiomycetes; Eurotiales; Aspergillaceae. The record is from RefSeq and is a predicted model, not a curated record.